Vigna radiata var. radiata (mung bean) is the source of this 1861-nucleotide messenger RNA. Its product is annotated as AT-hook motif nuclear-localized protein 5. NCBI's taxonomy places the organism in Eukaryota, Viridiplantae, Streptophyta, Magnoliopsida, Fabales, Fabaceae. Gene Ontology annotation, molecular function: minor groove of adenine-thymine-rich DNA binding. The transcript is spliced from 5 exons. The record is from RefSeq and is a predicted model, not a curated record. Bases 507 to 1640 code for a protein of 377 amino acids.
UUCUCAAGUCCCAAGUGAAGUCCCAUUAUUUGUCUUUUCUCUACCCGUUUCCCACCCUCACUCACACUGCAUUCUUCUGUCAAAACCCUAGAUUUGAAAAAUCUAGGGUUUUGUUUUCGUAGCCUGUUACGCACAUGAUUCCGGAGCACAAUCCCCACUCUGCUAGUUUCACUUUUUUCUCUUUAAUCUAGGCCUCUUCCUUUUUCUACAUUUUCCCUCACUAACCUGUUCUGCAUUUACUUUUAAAAAUCUUUGAGCUUGAAUCUUUGGUGUUUCUGGGCUUUAGAUCUUCUUCUAGUAUUCUUCGAUUUAGGGUUAAAGAUCUAAUCUUUCCAUCAUUCUGGAAGCCAUUUGCUUUCUAACUUGUAGAAGGGAAUCUUUCUCAACCCCUGUUCUUGUGUUUCUAUUGGUUUCUUAGUUCAAGAUAGCACCAGUGAGAGGAUUUCGGGUUGAGGACACAAUAUAAAGAAUUAUUUUUCACAAUUGACGAACCUGUUGGUUAAUGCAUGGAUGGAAGAGAAGGUAUGGGUUUUUCUGGCGGCUCUGCUCCAUAUUACAUGCAGCAUAGAGGAGGGGUUAGUGGGUCUGGUCCUGGAACUGGAACACCCUCUGGGUUCCAACCACCUUCUGGGUUCAGAGCUUUGUCUAAUGUCUCAUCAAGUUCUACAUUCUCAUUAGAAGCUAAGCCUCCCUCUCAGUCUCAACCUCAGCCUCAGCGAGGAGGUUUCGGUCAUGGUAUCAACUUAAGUUCUUCACCUGGCAUCAACUUAAGUUCUUCACCUGGCAUUAACUUAGGUUCCUCACCUGAUGGUGGAGGUGGAAGUGGAGGUGGAGGUGUUGGUGGAAUGCCUUCUUCCGGUGACCCUGUGAAAAAGAAAAGAGGGAGGCCAAGAAAGUAUGGUCCUGAUAGUGGGACUGUUUCCCUGAGACUCUCUCCCUUGUCUGCCACUGCUAAUUCCACCCCGGGAUCAGGCACUCCCUCAGAGAAACGGCCCAGAGGGCGCCCACCUGGAAGUGGAAGGAAGCAACAGCUUGCUAAUUUAGGUGAAUGGAUGAACAGUUCUGCAGGACUGGCCUUUUCACCACAUGUUAUCACUGUUGGAGUUGGGGAGGAUAUUGUAGCAAAGUUAUUCUCAUUUUCACAGCAGAGGCCAAGGGCUUUGUGCAUCUUAACUGGAACUGGUACUGUUUCUUCUGUCACUCUGCGCCAGCCAGCUUCUACUACCAUCAGUGCUUCUUAUGAGGGCCGAUUUCAAAUAUUAUGUUUGUCUGGUUCUUACUUGGUUGCUGAAGAAGGUGGACCACGCAGUAGAACAGGUGGCAUGAGUGUUUCCCUUUCUAGUCCUGAUGGUCAUAUUAUUGGUGGUGGUGUUGCCAGCCUUAUAGCUGCAAGCCCAGUUCAGGUGGUAGUGUGCAGUUUUGUAUAUGCAGGCUCUAAGCCAAAGACUAAACAAGUGAUCACUGCUACAAAAGAUAACAAUGCUGAACCUCAGAGUAGUGACAAGUUAGCUUCUCCAGCCAGUGCUCCUCCUAAUCAAAACUACUCUUCUCCUGCCCCAGGCAUGUGGCCUGCUCAAUCAAGGCCAUUAGAGGUGAAAAGUGCACAUCCACACACUGGUAUUGACUUGACGCGUGGGUGAACAACAUUUAUUACUUUACAAGACAUUGCAGUUUUGUAUAGAAAUCUCUUUGUUGUAAAUGAACCGAAUUUGUGAGCAUUGUGACUCUUGCUAUCCCCGUUUAUGGGUGACAAGUUCUUGCUAACCUAUGCUGUAACCAAUGGAUUUCAGGGUCAAGUAAAACACUCUUGACUUAAGAAAAAAAGUGUUUGGUGAAGUUAAAAGCAAAAUAUCAGGAUCAA